Dryobates pubescens (Downy woodpecker) is the source of this 2235-nucleotide messenger RNA. It is a transcript of the gene FPGT, whose product is annotated as fucose-1-phosphate guanylyltransferase. The coding region runs from base 7 to 1788 and encodes 593 amino acids. The transcript is spliced from 4 exons. The record is from RefSeq and is a predicted model, not a curated record. Gene Ontology annotation, molecular function: transferase activity, transferring phosphorus-containing groups. Lineage: Eukaryota; Metazoa; Chordata; Aves; Piciformes; Picidae.
UCGGCCAUGCCGGCGGCAGGGAAGCGCAGCGAGGCCAGGCGGGACGCCACGGCCCGGCGGCUGCAGCGCUUCGCGGCGCUCCGAGGGAGAGUGGCUGAGGCCGGCGAGUUCUGGGACGUGGUGGUGGUGACGGCGGCGGACGCGGAGCAGGAGCGGGCUUUCCGGGAGCAGCUGGGCGACAAGCUGCGGAGGAAGGAGCUGCCCCUGGGAACGCAGUACCAUGUCUGCACGGAUCCUCCCGGGCCCAAAAUCGGAAAUGGUGGCUCAACACUCCACGUUUUGCAGUGCUUGGAAGAUCUCUACGGUGAUAGAUGGACUUCUCUGACUGUGCUGAUAAUUCAUUCUGGUGGCUACAGCCAACGCUUACCAAGCGCGAGCGCCCUGGGGAAGAUCUUCACAGCGGUGCCCCUGGGGGAUCCUGUUUACCAGAUGCUGGAGCUGAAGCUGGCCAUGUACAUUGACUUCCCCAGGCACAUGGCGCCGGGAGUCAUGGUCGCCUGCUCGGACGACAUCGAGCUGUACAGCGCUGGCGGGGCAGAGCCGCUCGCGUUCCGGCGGGAGGGCUUCACCGCCUUGGCCCACCCUUCCGAGCUGGCGGUGGGCACCACCCACGGGGUGUUUGUGCUGGAGCCGGCCCACGCCUCGGGCAGCGGCGGGCCGGAGCCCGCGCCGUGCCGGCGCUUCCUGCACAAGCCUGACGUGGGGACGAUGCGGCGGUGCGGCGCGGUGCGCGCCAAACCCGGCCGGGCCGGGCCGGGCGCCGCCGGAGAGCGCGGCCAGCCGGCGCCGGGCCGCGAGUGCGUGUACACUGACAGCGUCUUCUACAUCCACCACGGCACGGCACGGCGGCUGCUGGCCUUCUACAAGCAGAUGGGCUCUCUGUGCUGUGAGAUAGACGCUUAUGGCGACUUCCUGCAGGCCCUGGGGCCGGGAGCCACUCCGGAUUACACCACCCACGCCGGUAACGCCGUGAAAGAGGACUCACGGCUGGCGGAGGUACGGCAGAAGCUCUUCUCCCUGCUGAAGGGAACUGCGCUGAACGUUCUGGUCUUGAACAACUCCAAGUUCUACCACGUUGGAACCACUCAGGAGUAUCUGUCUCACUUCACAGCAGACAGCAAACUGAGCUUUGAGCUUGGCUUGCUGCCCGUGGCCUUCAGCAUCUCCUCGGGCACCUUGGAUCCGUCAGCGAGCGUCAUCCAGAGCGUCCUGGAGCCAGGGUGUGUUGUUGGACCUGGGUCUGUUAUUGAGUACUCCAGAAUUGGGCCUGAGGUCUCAGUAGGGAAGGGCUGCAUCAUUAGUGGGUCACACAUCGAUGUGAAGGUAGAUGUACCUUCCAAGUGCUUCCUGAGCUCGCUGAGUGUCAGAGUGAACGGGCAGGUGAGGUAUGUCAGCAUGGCGUUUGGUGUGGAGGACGACCUGAAAAGGCGUGUGAAGGCCUUGUCAGACAUCCACUCACUCCAGUUCUUUGGAGUCAGCUUGCUGGAGUGCUUGGACCUUUGGGGUGUGAAGGUUUCCCACCAGCUCUUCUCUGGUGACAGCACACAGCUGGGGUUGUGGGCUGUGAGGAUCUUCCCAGUUUGCUCUACUUUGAGUGAAUCUGUCAGAAUGGCCUUAAAAAUGCUGAGCUCUGUGCAGCACAGGUCAGCCUUCGACCUGGGCAGCUGUAAGCUCUUGUCUGUGGAAGAAAUGCUCUCCUACAAGGAUGUAGAAGACAUGCUCAAGUUCAGGAAGCAAAUUUAUGAUGAAAUCCAUCUGCAGAGAGCAAAAGAGAAGCCUGAUGCGUAGGCUGAGCUGUACUUGAACAAAUUUCCUCUUUCCAGUAGGGGAUGAUGGAUGGCUCCCAGCUUGUGUAGCUCCUCAGCAGACAGCACACAGAUCUCUGCUCUGAUUCCACUGGAGCAGAAAUAAUGAAACUGCACCAGCAGCGUGGCUGUGGUGUGACAUCAAUAAUGCAGGCAAUGCAGAUAAACUCCUCUCCUGAUCAAAGAAGUGGUGAAAUGCAUCAGAUCUCUGAGAGCACUAAUGGGGGGGCUUCUCUUGGGGUGCACAUGAGGAUGCUUUGUGGACUUGGUCAUCAAGGUCUCUUCCAAGCAGAGCAAUUCUCUGAUUCUUUGUCAGUAAGAAUCACAGAAUCAAUAAGGCUGGAAAAGACCUCAAAGAUCAUCAAGUCCAACCUCUCACCCAACAGCUCAUGACAACUAAACCAUGGCUCCAAGUGCCACAUCCAGUCCC